This is a messenger RNA of Phytophthora sojae, 1498 nucleotides long. Its product is annotated as Astacin, peptidase M12A family, neutral zinc metallopeptidase, Zn-binding site. Bases 323 to 1498 code for a protein of 391 amino acids. The transcript has a single exon. Gene Ontology annotation, biological process: proteolysis. NCBI's taxonomy places the organism in Eukaryota, Oomycota, Peronosporomycetes, Peronosporales, Peronosporaceae. The record is from RefSeq and is a predicted model, not a curated record. Gene Ontology annotation, molecular function: zinc ion binding; metalloendopeptidase activity.
GGAAAGGCUAAGGCAGCCUCCUCUUCGAGCGCGCGACAACUACUCAAGUGGGCACACGCACUCGAUCACAUCUCGACGGCCACUUGCCAAACGCUAGCUCUCUAACGGAACAAGGCAAAGGCGCGGCCGACCAGCACCCAGUCAAGGCCCCUACCUUACCUUACCUCGAUAGGUGAGGAGUAUCCCGACCGGACUCAAGUCGAGGCACGCGGUUGACAAGCUAUCCAUCCAGCUACAGUCCUCUACAAGCACGAGAAGCACUCGUCCGAUCCAUUGGCACUUUUCGGCGCCUCGACAUCAAUCACACAACCUCUAGACAGGCAUGGCGGGCUGGAUUCGGUGCUCCGGAGUGAUGGCGCUGCUGGUGACGCUGGCCAUCGUGGCCGCGGAGCAGGAGACGUCCGUGCACAUCAAGGUGUUCAAGAGCUCGGCCCAAGCCAAUGAGGCCAGCAGCUCCGCUACGACCAGCAGCAAGGACUGCGAGGUGAACGGCGUGACGCUGCGCCACCGCAGCAUGAAGUACUACGGCGAGGACUCGUACGUGGCCUGCUCGAACGGCCAGGCCGGGUGCUACCUCAUCGAGCGCGUGCACGACAAGGCCACGCAGGUGGCGUGUCCGAAGGACAACUUCCAGCAGCGGAUCGACGAGGAGACCGCGUACCGUGAGCACGAGGAGAAGAACAAGCAGCAGGUCGCCAGCGGCCAGGACGAGGAGGAUGGCCGCCGCCGUCUCUCGCUGGUGGUGGUGUCCACGCAGCGCAUCUGGGACGACGGCGUCGUAUGCUACCAGCUCAACGAGGACUACCCGUUUAACUCGACUCAGAAGGAGUACAUCUACGAGGCCAUGGGCAAGUACGAGGAGAGCACGAACGUGCGAUUCGUGACCACGGCCACGUGCGAGAAGGAGAGCUUGUCGUACUGCGACUCGUGCGCCAACUGGGUGGACUUCAAGCACCCGUCCAGCGGCCGCGACUGCAACUCCAGCAUCGGCAUCACGGACGAGGGCGCACAGACCAUGAACCUGGCCGACCGCUGCUUCGAGGUGGACGACGACCUCAAGACCGUCUACGGGUCGGCCAUGCACGAGAUCGGCCACUCGCUCGGAAUGUACCACGAGCACCAGCACCCGAAGCGCACCAUCGGCGUCUUCUGGGACGACAUCGACCAAAGCAUCUGGUCCGAGAUGACCAUCCGCGACCUGAGUGUCGGCGGCCCGUACGACCUGGACAGCGUCAUGCACUACCCCAUGACGUACGGCUUCUGCCAGCCCAACUACUGCAGCGACUCGGUCACCGAGGACUGUGUGAAGGAGGGCACGACAUUCUGCAACCUGAACGACGAUGACAACUGCACGGACAUUACCAAGGCGGUGUGCAACACGACGGCGACCGAAGCCAUCGGCCAGCGGAAAUACCUGAGUUCCGGAGACCUGGGCGCCAUCAACGAACUGUACCAGUUGGCGGCCUGGACGGUGAAAGAGUCCAAGAUUGGCAAGUGA